AUGAAGACCAGACGAGCUGGACAUCGGGGAGUUCUUACAAAGUUACUGAAGAAAGUGGAACCGAGUUCCGAGAAACUUUUGCAGGAAUUUGACGUUAGUGAACUUUCAACCAUUCGAGGACUUAUUGUGAAGAAGCAGGAAACAAUCGAUCAACUGAACGAGAAAAUUGUGGAGGAACUAUCGGAAGAGGAAGUGAGCGAAGAAAUAGAGGAAGCCGACAGAUACACAUAUGACAUAGAAAUGAGUGUAACUAAACUUUCAAAAAUCAUUAAGGAAUCGGAAAUCACAGUCAAACAGUCAAGUAAGUCAUUGCUAAACCCAAAUGCACACGAGUUUAUUAAUUACACAAAUCAUCAAGAAAGUCAGCCACAACACAGUUGCAUGCACGCAAAUACAUCAGCGUCCGUUUUUUCAAACUCCAGCAUGUACCACAAACUUCCCAAAUUAAAUUUACCAACGUUCGGUGGGAAUAUGUUAGAAUGGCAACCCUUUUGGGAUUCGUUUAGUGCUGCCGUACACGAUAACCUGUCUUUAAACGAUGUGCAGAAAUUUAAUUACUUGAAAUCUCAACUGUUCGGAGAAGCCACCCAAUGCAUAGCAGGUCUACAAAUAACUAACACAAAUUACGGACAAGCCUUGCAUGUACUGAAACAAAGAUUCGGUCAACCACAUAAGAUAGUACAGACAUACAUGCAGAGUUUAAUCAGCCUUCCUAGUCCAACGUCAAAUAUAACAAAUUUGAAAAAAUUCUACGACAGUAUGGAAAACUACAUCCGUGGCCUUGAAAGUAUAGGGGAGUCUCACGAGUCGUUCGGAAGCCUUUUAGUGCCCAUAAUAUUAAAUAAAUUACCUGGGAAUAUACGAGAAAACAUGGUACGUGCCCACGGAGGUGACCACUGGAACUUGCCGUCGUUACGGCAAGCUAUUCAACAUGAGAUAACGAUUAAGGAAGCGGGUCAGUCGGUAAACGGUGAUGAUAUGGAGCCAAAUUACACACCCACAUCAGCAUUCUUUAUGGGUACAAUUCGCAACUAUGCAAAUCAGAAAGAGAAAAGAGACAUAACCAAGAAGCCGUGCAUCUUUUGUCAAGGAGUUCACGCCCCAUUAGCUUGUAAAACUGUUACGGAAAUUGAAGCUCGAAAACGCAUUGUUAAGGAGAAACAGGCAUGUUUCAAUUGCUUAGGAAAUCACAGAGUUGCAAAUUGCAAAUCCGAUAAAACUUGUAAAAAUUGUAAUAAACGACACCAUACCAGUAUUUGUUCAAAGAAUGAAUCACACCUGUAUACCCAGUCUAAAGAUAGCAGUACAUCAAAACCAGAUACCGAUGCCGCAGUCGCAAGUAUGCAUUCAUCCACAUCAUCAGGUAGAUCGCAGGUAUUGUUAAAAACCGCGAUAGCGCCUAUCACGUAUGACAAGACACAUUUUAACACCGCCAAUAUACUAUUCGACGAAGGAGCCCAGCGAAGCUUUAUCACUCAAGAGAUAGCCGAUUUAUUGAACCUGAGACCACAUAGGAAAGAAGCGAUAACGAUAUCCGGUUUCGGUAAAUCCAACAAGAAGGUUAGAAAUUUACAAAUUGCUACUAUAUAUAUAAAAGGUCUAACGAAUACGCUUAUCCCUAUUGAGGUUCUUAUAGUACCACGGAUUGCUUAUCCAAUACAUACUUACGCAAGGAACCAGUCGAGCUUUCAGCAUUUAAAUGGAUUGAAGUUAGCCCACCCAGCUGUACAGGACGAGGAUUUUGAGAUAUCAGUCUUAGUUGCCGCCGAUUAUUAUUGGGAUAUAGUUGGAGACAGAGUAAUUAGAGGUUCCGGACCAACCGCUGUACGGUCCAAAGUUGGAUACUUGCUAUCAGGACCUAUACAAUUGAACACUAACAGUAAUAAUCAAUCAACGUCAUCGAUUAUGAACAUUUUGAUCCCACACAGACUAGAAGAAUGUGAAAUACAUAAAUUUUGGGAAAUCGAAUCCAUAGGAACAGAAACAGACAGCGAAGUGAAAGCGAAAACGGACUUACAAGAAAUGACCACUUACCAAGAGAAUAACAUUCAUUUGAAAGACAAUAGGUACAUCGCCAAGUUUCCAUGGAUACCAGAACAUCCGGAGUUGCCUAGCAACGAGAUGAUCGCCAGAAAGAGAGCAUACAACGUGAUAAACCGACUUGCUAAAGAACCAGAGAUGCUUAAGAUAUACGGUAACAUUAUCAACGACCAAGAAAAUCGAGGUUUUAUAGAGAAGGUUGAGACCCCGGAUGAGACUACUAAUCGAGUACACUAUAUUCCGCACCACCCAGUGAAAAAAGAUUCAUCGACUACACCGAUACGUAUAGUAUAUGAUUGUAGUUGUCGUCAAGAUUCAGAAUCACCCAGCUUAAAUGAUUGCCUUUCUUCUACACCGCCGCAGCUUAAUAAGCUAACAGAUAUACUUACAAGAUUCCGCUACGGGAAAUACGCCUUAACAACUGAUAUUGAGAAAGCAUUCCUCCAGAUUGGACUAGACGAAGAAGACCGCGAUUCCACCCGAUUUGUCUGGCUUAGAGACCCAAGCAACCCCAAGACGACAAAGAGAGAAAUAUUGAGUAAAUCAUCGUCAAUUUACGACCCACUCGGAAUUCUUGGACCAGUAACCGUAAGAGCUAAGCUACUGGUACAAACAUUAUGGGAAGAAGGAUACGAUUGGGACCAGGUGUUGCCUAGCAACAUAGUUAAAUCAUGGUAUGAAAUUUUAGAUGACAUCCGAGAUGUAACAGUUAAUAAGAAAAUCGCACGACAUUAUUUCAACGAUCAAAAUGAGAACGAAAAUCGUAUAGAUAUUGAUAAUUCACAAGCGACAAAGAGAGAAAUAUUGAGUAAAUCAUCGUCAAUUUACGACCCACUCGGAAUUCUUGGACCAGUAACCGUAAGAGCUAAGCUACUGGUACAAACAUUAUGGGAAGAAGGAUACGAUUGGGACCAGGUGUUGCCUAGCAACAUAGUUAAAUCAUGGUAUGAAAUUUUAGAUGACAUCCGAGAUGUAACAGUUAAUAAGAAAAUCGCACGACAUUAUUUCAACGAUCAAAAUGAGAACGAAAGUAACGAGAAAAUCACAUUACAUGUCUUUGUUGAUGCCAGCCAACGCGCUUAUGGAGCCAGUGCCUACUUGUGUAAAGGAAACACUUCUUCUCUCGUAAUUGCAAAAAAACGGAUCGCUCCGCUCGCCAAAAUUACAUUACCAAAGCUAGAAUUGAUGGCUGCAGUAAUAAGAGCUCGAAUGGCUAAAAACCUCACGAAAACCCUUAAACCACAACGCACAGUACUAUGGAGUGACAGUCAGAUCGUUCUGCACUGGAUUUCGUCUUUAAAAUCAUUUGGAAGAUUUGUUCAGAAUCGUGUGAUAGAAAUUAAAGAAUCGACACAAAAUUACGACUGGAAAUACGUACCAACAGAUUCAAAUCCAGCCGACCUUCAAACUAGAGGAAUAUCAUCAACGCAAUUCAAAGAAUCUACUUUGUGGAUGCAAGGACCGUCGUGGAUAUCGGAUGAGAACAGUUGGCCUACAUGGACCCCACAAGUUAAACAAGAGACUCUUUUGUUAACGACAACAUAUGACAGCGAAAAGACAAAAUAG
This is a messenger RNA of Mytilus trossulus (common blue mussel), 3606 nucleotides long. RefSeq lists its product as uncharacterized. The record is from RefSeq and is a predicted model, not a curated record. Gene Ontology annotation, molecular function: aspartic-type endopeptidase activity. NCBI's taxonomy places the organism in Eukaryota, Metazoa, Mollusca, Bivalvia, Mytilida, Mytilidae. Gene Ontology annotation, biological process: proteolysis. The coding region runs from base 1 to 3606 and encodes 1201 amino acids. The transcript is spliced from 3 exons.